ACGGAGAACGCCAGUAGCCUGAGUCUGUUUUGGGCGAUCUGGAUUUGAAUCUAAAGUAAAUGUCCCAAAUGACAGAACCACCGAUUCUCAACCAUCUUCCUUACGACAUCGUUCUCAACAUCCUGACAAGACUGCCGGUGAAAUCAGUGAUAAGAUUAAGGUGCGUUUCCAAAUCCUUGUACUCCUCAAUCACCACUCCCUAUUUCAUCUCCACCCACCUCAAUCACACCAAAAACAACAUAAAUCGUGACAAUGCUUGUGUCAUCCACCUGCCCUACUCUUAUCGGCCUACAAUACCAGCCUGUACGGUCGCUUUGGGCCGCUCGUUUGAUACGAUUUCUGAGAUUCGAAUUCCUUUUGAUUUUCCUCAUCCGCGUGUCCAAAUAGUGGGCUCCUGCAAUGGCUUAUUGUGUCUCGCUGAUCUUGUUUACGGUAAUGUUAUAUAUUUGUGGAACCCCAGCGUUAGAAAAUUCAAGAAGUUGCCCGAUCCUUGCUUAGGAAACUCUAAGUUUGUUAAACUGGGAUUCGCUUAUCAUUCCGAGAAUAAUGACUACAAGGUUGUCAGGAUUUCAUCUCCUCCUUCGUCUCCACAGGUGGUUGAAGUGUACACAUUAAGUUCGGGUUCAUGGAGAAGGGUUGAAACAUCGUUGGGAGCCAAUGGUAUCUACUACUACUUUAAAAGAUCCCUUUUGCCAACCCCAUUGGUCAGUGGAGCUUUACACUGGAUAGCAGUUAUCACUGAAGGAGAAGAGAAUCCCAUAUACAGAAUUUUGUCAUUUGAUGUCAAUUGUGAGAAAUUCAGAAAGCUAGCACUGCCCCAUGGUCAUAUCGAUGACAAAAACCUUGAAAUACAUCUUUCAUCAUUCAAGGGGAAACUGGCUUUUGUCACAAGUGAACAACCUGGCUUUGUCUUCUCAAUAUGGGUGAUGAGGGAGAAUGGUGUGGUUGACUCUUGGACUAAACUUUUUGUUGUACCAUUUCAAAGAAUAGCUCAUUGCACUGCCUUCACCGAGUAUGGUUCACUUCUGAUGUUUUCGUACAACAACAUAGGUAGAUUCAAGUAUGAAGACAAGUUUGUUUUAAUUGACAUUGAAACUCUACAGGAGAAAAAGGAUCUCGGUAUCCAAAUAUCUCUAUCUGCAGCUACUUUCAUGGAGAGUCUAGUUUUACUUGAUGGAGCAAGUGUUGUAUCUUACUAAACGGUGGUAUGGAUGAACUGAAACCCUUGUUAUUACUUUUCCUUUUGUUUAGGCGUGAUAGCAUUGCUAAAAGCUUCAUAUUUUAUUCCAUGUUUACAUCAUGCUUCUGUGACUAUUAUAAAUUAGUAUUUGAGAUUUGUGUGUGAAUGGUUGUUGCAUUACGGAUGUUGUUAUUCCUUUCCUUUAGUAGUACUUGUCUAGCGAGCAUGUUGCCCUUCCAAGGUCAUAUGUCUUACUUCCCUUGUUCAAGCUGCAUGGUCUUUGUUGUUUGUGCAUUACAUUUAACCUUAAUAUCAAUUGGAAGGAGCUAAUUUUUCUGACAUUGAGUCGGUUGUGCAAUACGUGAUCUGCCUAUAUCAUUCUAUCUCUGGCCUCUAAGAGAUGUAUCAAGAUGAGGAACACUAUUUUACCAUGCUUAGCUGGGUUUAAUCACAUGUUUGAUGUUAGUGGAUGUGGAUUAACAAGUUUAGGAGCUGAAAUGUUAUGUUUCUGUUCGAACUG
This is a messenger RNA of Quercus lobata, 1700 nucleotides long. RefSeq names its product F-box protein CPR1-like. Gene Ontology annotation, molecular function: protein binding. The record is from RefSeq and is a predicted model, not a curated record. NCBI's taxonomy places the organism in Eukaryota, Viridiplantae, Streptophyta, Magnoliopsida, Fagales, Fagaceae. The transcript is spliced from 2 exons. The coding region runs from base 60 to 1199 and encodes 379 amino acids.